Messenger RNA from Beauveria bassiana ARSEF 2860, 201 nucleotides. RefSeq lists its product as hypothetical. Lineage: Eukaryota; Fungi; Ascomycota; Sordariomycetes; Hypocreales; Cordycipitaceae. The transcript has 2 exons. Bases 1 to 201 code for a protein of 66 amino acids. The record is from RefSeq and is a predicted model, not a curated record.
AUGCCUAGCACAGAUUCCCUUCAACCGCCCCUCACGCCGACGGAGCGCGCCAUCUGCAAGUCAUACGGCGGGUGGACCAACUUCAUGGCGUCCAUGGGUCUCAAGCCGUGGGACCAGGAGGACGCGGACGAGGGCAAGGCGAUAAUCGCGGCGUUUGCGCACGAUAAAGAGGAGGAGGACAAGGCCAAGCAGAACAAGUAG